Molecule: messenger RNA, 1071 nt
Organism: Akanthomyces muscarius
Lineage: Eukaryota; Fungi; Ascomycota; Sordariomycetes; Hypocreales; Cordycipitaceae
Exons: 3
Coding region: 1-1071 (356 amino acids)
Biological process (GO): nucleophagy; autophagosome assembly; autophagy of mitochondrion
Cellular component (GO): cytosol; cytoplasmic ubiquitin ligase complex
Molecular function (GO): Atg8-family ligase activity
Source: RefSeq, a predicted model, not a curated record
AUGAACUAUAUUUACUCGACCGUCAAUACCCUGCGCGACAGGUACACGCCCGUCUCGCACACGUCGACGUUUCGCCAGACCGGCCAGAUCACGCCCGAGGAGUUUGUCGCCGCGGGCGACUACCUCGUCUACAAGUUCCCGACAUGGGCGUGGGGCGACGCCGAUGACGAGAGCCGCCGCGUGAGCUACCUGCCCGCCGGUAAGCAAUAUCUCGUCACCCGCAACGUGCCGUGCGACCGCCGCCUGAAUGACGACUUUGCCGGCGACGCGGGCCACGAGGAGUCGGUCGUCCACGACGGCUUCAGCAAGGCCGGUGGCGCUGCUGCGGGCGACGCCGCCGCGGGUGACAACGACGAGGAUGGCUGGCUGAGGACGGGCGGGCUCGCGAGCUCGCAGCCGCUCAAGGCCAGGGACGUCCGCACGGUGGACGACGCGGGCAAUGUCGGCGUGGCGGAUGACGAGGAGGAGGAUGACAUUCCGGACAUGGAGGACGAGGAUGAUGACGAGGCUAUCAUCCGCGACGCCGGCGCCGGCGCCCAAAAAAGCGGCCGACGCACAUAUACCCUCUACAUCAUGUACACGCCCUACUACCGCACGCCGCGCCUCUACCUCUCCGGCUACCAGACCAACGGCCAGCCCCUCCCGCCGCACGACAUGAUGGACGACAUUGUCGGCGACUACAAGGACAAGACGGUCACGCUCGAGGACUUUCCCUUUUUCGCCAACAACAUCAAGAUGGCGUCGGUGCACCCGUGCAAGCACGCCUCCGUCAUGAAGACGCUGCUGGACCGCGCCGACGCGGCCCUGCGCAUCCGCCGCGACAAGCUCGCCAGGGGGCAGGGAGUCAAAGCGCCGGCAGGGAUGGAGGGCCUGGUGGAUGAGAUUGGCAAGCUCGACGUCAAGGGUGCCCAGGAGGCGGCCGACAAGGACGAGUGGGAGGAGGUGCAGGAGACGGAGGCGGUGGACGAGAAUGAGGUGGCGAUUCGCGUGGACCAGUAUCUGGUUGUAUUCCUCAAGUUCAUGGCCAGCGUCACGCCAGGCAUCGAGCACGACUUUACCAUGGGAGUAUAA